AUGCCAUCAUUCGGUGUACUCAACAUUUGCCCCGGGAAACGAUGGAAUGAUUUUUAUGCAGGAGUGGAUCUGUUCAGACAUGAAAUCCUUCACAGUUUAGGUUUCGGCACACUCCUACCAUCUAAGGACUCCCAAAAAAGUCCACCGAACGUUAUGUAUAACUGGACCUAUCCAUGGAGUAUGAUGUCCAGAAAGCUGGCAAAGCGACGAUUCCUUGAUUUUGCUGGUGAAGCUGUAAAGGAGGCAAGAAGGCAUCUCGGUUGCGAAUCGCUAGUCGGAAUUGAGACGGACUCAGCUGAUAAGAUCCAUUUGAACGAAUACAUCUAUGGAAAUGAAUUGAUGACUCCUGUCCUCUCCAAUAUUUCAAAUCGUUUUUCAUAUAUUUCCGCUGCAAUACUAGAGGAAACCCAUCUUGGAGACAAGCAAUGGUACCGUGUUAAUCGUUCAGCGAUUCGCCACGAACACAAUGCGCUAUGGUACGGUAAAGGAUGGGGUUGUACGUUCGCUGAACGGAGUUGUUUCGAGUUUAUUGCUGAACGUAUCAGGGCAAGAAAGUCCACUUUCCCAUUCUGCUCGCAAAGCGACUACGAAUUCACUGAGAGAAAUUAUUUUCGUGUGAUUCCAACAUCCAGGAAUCAACUUAGAUACAGAAUGAAAUGCUGGUCUGGCCCAAUGAUCAACGACACCGCAGCUGAUAACGGAAUCCUGCCUUACUCUCUAUCCAAGGAUCCGGAUUCCUUUCUUCGUCAUCGCAUUGGAUCAUUUUCGAUUCUCAGAUUCUGUCCGGUAGUAGCGGCUUUUGCAAAGGACCGUAUAGAUUUGCCAUUGGGUGCUAUUAUUACUUGA
Messenger RNA from Necator americanus (New World hookworm), 846 nucleotides. RefSeq lists its product as uncharacterized. The record is from RefSeq and is a predicted model, not a curated record. Gene Ontology annotation, biological process: cell adhesion; proteolysis. NCBI's taxonomy places the organism in Eukaryota, Metazoa, Nematoda, Chromadorea, Rhabditida, Ancylostomatidae. Bases 1 to 846 code for a protein of 281 amino acids. The transcript has 9 exons. Gene Ontology annotation, molecular function: metalloendopeptidase activity. Gene Ontology annotation, cellular component: cytoplasm; membrane.